Coffea arabica (coffee) is the source of this 2416-nucleotide messenger RNA. The record is from RefSeq and is a predicted model, not a curated record. Lineage: Eukaryota; Viridiplantae; Streptophyta; Magnoliopsida; Gentianales; Rubiaceae.
UAACUAAAAAGCAGAACAGAAGAAGAACAUCCCUUUUAUUAUUCAAUCUCUAAGUGUUGUAAAGAGAAAAGCCCUAGUUGUGCAUUUCCGAUAUGACUAUUUCCGCUUAAGGUUUAUUAUACGGAGAAUGAGAAUCAGAAGAAGAAAUUUGACACGGAUUUGAAGAAGGAAAUCGAAAAAAUAUAAAGAUACAGAGAUCAAAUUAAGAUAUGGAUUCAAUCCAUUGAAAUUCAGAUAGAAAAAGGCCUUGCCAACUCCCGUCCUUGCUGCUACUUUUUAAUUGUCUGUGAUUGUGAUGGGGCAAAAACAAGGAGAAUCCUCCUCCUCCUCAAAUCUUAUUACCAAUGCUAAUUCUAGAGCAAGUAGCCGGAGAACAAAAGCUGUUGAUUGUCUUAAAUGCCCUCAUUGUGCUGGUCCUCUCUCUAAAGAGAUGGAGACUAGCCAAUGGACUGUGCCACCACUCAUCAGAGACAGUUUUUCUAUGAUUGGUUCUGCUGUUGGUGGCACGGCCAGUGCAUUUUAUGGGUUUAAUUACGUAAUGCCUAUUGUUCAGAGGAGGAUUAAAGGACCCAUGUUGCUUCAUUUUCUUGUUGGUGCCCCACCUGUUAUUGUCUUCUCAUCAGCCUGUGCUGGUUUGGCAGGAGACAAUGUGAUAAAGGGUCUGAAUCAAGAUGCAACUUGUCCUAUUCCAUUAUUGAACUUGCAUCUCUCCACCUAAUGUCGAUGUGAAUUUCAAGAUUAUUUUGUAUACUUAGCUAAAGCAGUAUAGAUCUGGUAGGGCAUUGGUGCCUGAUAAUUCAGUCAAAGAAGAUAAAUGGAGAGGUCAGUUGAUGGCAUGAAAGAGCUGUUGCACCUGAUAUGUCAGAUUUUGUUGUUAAUUCCAAUAUUUUGUUUUGAAUUGUUUAGAUUUUGCACAUUUAAUGGCAAUGAAAUUGACAUAAACAUCUAUGUCUAAUAUCUAAUGUGCUUUUGAUCAAAGAAGAAGAUCAGAAAUCUGGAAGAUUAUAAGAUCUUUUACUCAUAGUGUUCAACUUAUAUGUUCUCAUUGCAGGCAAUAAAUUGGUUUAGCAAUGAAUUCAGAUGAUCAAAAGUAUUAUCUCCGCAGCUAUAAGUACUUAAGAUUUUCUGUAUUGAGAAUUCAGCUUUUGUAAGGUGCACGAUGAGAGUAUUAGGGUUGAACUUAUGCUAGUUACAUGUAAUGGGAGAUACACUCACUUUAGUACUUUUGCAAUCCCCAGCAAUAAGUCCAAAAUAGAUAAAUCAACAACUAUAGGCAUUCCUAACCUUAAGAACCGAGCAUAUUCCUAACCCUAAGAAAAUAGAUAAAAAUUGCAUGAAAGUAGUCAUUCCUAACCUUAAGAACCGAGCAUAUUCUUAAGAAUUAAACUAUAGGCAAGUCAUGGCUGCUUAUGUAUAUUUUAGAUAUGAUGUUUUUAGACUAGCUCAGCUGCACCAUAUGCAACUUCUUUAAAGUUUCCGGAAACACAGUACAUGCAUCCUGAGAUCUUUCCUUUUCUGAAGUGCUUAACAACUGUUACCAAAUUUCACAAUGUAAAAUACCCCCUUUGGUUGGGGUGACUUUCCUUUUUUCAAAGAGCUGUCGGUAUCUCAUGCACAGGUUGCUCUAGUUCUUGGAAUUCAUGCAUGAUCUAUCACUUAUGGUUUGAAGGCUAUGAAGAAAAGAAUUCAGCUGAGUCUCUUGUUAAGUAGUCGGCACUUGAUAAAUUUCUUAAUGAGUGGAUAUCUUCUUUAUAUGUAUUCAUUUUAUACAUGUUGGAGCAUAAGUUAUAAACCCCACCCUCACCCCACCCACGACCUGGAGAUAAGGAAAAAGAAAAUAAUUUUCUGAUGAUCUUAUUGGGUGUUUAUCUCUUAAAAGCUCAUUCUGUACUAGUCCAGUAAAACAAUUUUUUCUAUAUGCAGUGCUAAGACUACCACCGAGGAGUCCUUGGUCUAGUGGCUAAGGUUGAGGGCCUAAGAAUUAGUUGUCUUGGGUUCAAAUCCCCCUUCCCAGUUUCCCCUUCCUGCUGCUUAAAUCUCACCGUUUACCCUGCUAAAAAAAAAAUUUAAAUAGCGCUAAAGACUACCAAGGCCUACAGGAGGGAAAGAUGUCUUUAUGGUUUAAAUGUAUUUCUGUUCUGACUUUCUUGUUUUGUUGGGAUAAUAUAAUUUAUAUAGUUUGAAGUUGAGUAUCAAUCUGCAAUUUACUUUUUUUUUUUGUGGUUUUUUUUUUUAAAAUUUAUAGUUUAACAUGGAUAUACCGUUUAGGUCCCUCUGUUGCAAUAAGAAGAGAAAAGAGUAUGGUUUUGUGGUACAUUUGGUUCUUUAGGAUCAUAAAAAUAUUGUCCUUUUAUUGCAGUGAUUGAUUGAUUGUUGUUUUGAACCGACUGAUUUGUUUCGGAUGGGACUUUAAAUG